Messenger RNA from Gadus chalcogrammus (walleye pollock), 1182 nucleotides. RefSeq lists its product as uncharacterized. Gene Ontology annotation, biological process: regulation of toll-like receptor signaling pathway. The transcript has 2 exons. Bases 184 to 1101 code for a protein of 305 amino acids. The record is from RefSeq and is a predicted model, not a curated record. Lineage: Eukaryota; Metazoa; Chordata; Actinopteri; Gadiformes; Gadidae.
CACACGCACACACAGACACACGCACACCACCGUGCUGCUCUGUGAUUUCAUCUCCCCAGUGCAGAAGUGAAAGAGCGCAGUCAUAUGUCCAGUGACAUUUUUGCAUUGGAGCUUGACGCACAGCCGAAAACGAAACACAACGACAUCUGACAGAGAGACGGACGGACGGACAGUGUGUAGACCAUGCUUUCAGAGUCCUUCCUCCAGACACUGCCGUACAGGGACGAGAAGAGGUACUCCUCUGCCACCAAGCUCCAGGGGGGGGAACACACAUAUCCACAAACUCUGCGUGGAGACACGCAACAUGGCGGGCUCGGUCUGACGGAGUCAGGAGAGCGCUCACAUACGCCGCAAGCACUGCGCACAGACUUAGGCCCAAACGAGGGCCUGGGGCCGAGGUUUGCCUUUCAACCCGAGUUUGGCCUUAUGAUCCCGGACCGUGCCUGUAAACUCAUCCACUAUCCUCACCACUCAGGGGAUUUUCAGUCUGAAUGCAGUCUCAUAAGGCAAUACCCUGACCUACGUCUGCGUCAGGAACCAGAUGAGGCAACCAGCCCAAAUAGCAGCACGUCUUGCCACUGUCCGUCUACGUCGGUGUCCGGACGUCCCCUGCAAUCGCUACCAUGCACACCCAGCUCCCAGGGCCCAGACAGACAGCCGGGGACUCCGGUACCGGACACGACGCAUCCUUUGAAGCCCGGGACCUCGAACCCCGAUGAGGGCUACCUAGAGAUGACCGGCAACCGAGAUCUAGAGCUCUCUCUUUUAGGGCUGGAGCCCCUCUCCAACUCUCUGUUGAACGGUCUGCUGGAGAAGCAUCUGGACGAGCUCUACCGCGAGCAUUUUACAGACAGCCUGGCCCGAUGCAACUCCCAGCUGGGGCACAGCCUUCUGCGUGGCCUGGUGCCCCUGCCGCAGCCCAGCGGACAGGCCCAGCCUUCAGACUUCAUGGGGGCCAGUCUGCAGGGUGUGGUGUCCAGGGAAGGAGGGUUCAGAAUCAGCUACCUUAACACUACCUCGCACUUCAGCUCACCCGUGCUUCGGAUCUCAGAUGCUGAAAGUUCACCCCGACCCCCACCCCCUACCCCCACGCACACAUAAAACACACACACACACAGACACAACACACACACACACACACACACACACACACACACACACACACACACGCACAACACACAC